AUGGCUUAUUACAUCAACGUCGCUGAAUGGAGUCCCGAUAUGGUGACGGAUUGGCUAAAAGGCCUGGACAACUCCAUGUACCACUAUGUGCAAUCGUUCACCAACAACGGGGUCGGUGGCAAGCAGCUGUUAAACAUCCGGCCAUACGAACUCGAGCAGCUCGGCAUGAAUCUGAUCGGCCACCAGGAAAUCGUCCUCGAGGCUGUCGAGAACUUGAAAAACUUUAACUACAACCUGGACAAGGAAAACCUUCAAUUCCUGGCACUGCACGUGACGACCGCGGCCCAUUCGCUCACCAAACAGCUUAAGUACUCCAACCAGGAGAAGCUCGAAACGGCGGUGCUGAAAGAUAUUACCCGCACGAUCACCCACCUUAAGGCGCUGAUCGAGUGGCUCGAUCGAGCACCGUUCAAAGGCUUACACAAAUUCGACGAGCUCCGCCAACAAUGUAUGCGUUUCGGACUCGAAAUGGCAACGGUGGCAAUGCGCGAUCGUUUUUCCCUUAAUCCGGUGCAAGCGAUCCAGAACAAUGCAUCAAAGCUGGCAGACAUCGGAGAGUACAUCAUAAAGGACAUCACCGAUCCGAUUAUCCUGCAGCCAGCAUCGCUCGAUCUUGUGACGCUCAAGAAACGCGAAUCGGACCUAGGAUUUCUUAUCAUGCAAAGCUUCCACGGCGUGCACCGCAUUACCGAAAUAAAGUUCAACUCGCCCGCCCACAACUCCGGCAAGGUCGAGGAGGGUGACGAAAUAGUGCAAAUCAACUACCAGACCGUGGUCGGCUGGGAGUACAAAAAGGUGCUGCUGCAGCUACAGGAAUCACCGCCAGAUGUUUUACUGACGCUAAAGAAGCGGCCAAAACACCUGAAAAUCUACGGCCAAAUCUACAUCAAACCGUACCGCUUGCCGAGUAAGAAGCGAUCGCUCCCCUAUCGGUGGGGCGAAAGUUUGCCGAGCCCGCGCAUUACGGACACGUUCGCGCUGCAGGACUUUUCGUUACCCCUUCAGCGUGUGCCAGAGAAGCAGGUCCCGUCGGACACGGAGUCCGAAGGUAGCGACAUCAUCCUGACGCCGACCGAUGCCAAGGAAACGGAGAAGGAGAUUCGUCUCUACCUCCCGAAACCCCGGGCCGUCCUCCAGCGACGGCACACGCUCUCAAGCUUCAAAGAUCUGGUAGGUGUGGGUUCGUGGCACGAACGGACGGCCACUGGUGGUAAGCGGCCGCUAGUGAACGAGCUGCAAAGUUUACGCGAUAAGUCCGUUUCCUUUGGGUUCGGUCUGGAGAUGGCCCCACGCCCCUCGACCACCUGUCUCGGCUUGGUCGGAAACGGUGCCGGCGGAGCAACGGUGGACGGUGCUGGUGCUGCUGGAGUGGCGACAAAGUGUAGCAGCUUCGGAGGGCUGCAAAGUUCCCUGCCCGACAUUGUACCGACCGAAGGGGGCCGAUCACGACAGGACGCUACACCGAACGAGGUUUCGGUGUCCGGCAGUGCCGAAGGAGCUGGCGAUCGUCGAAGUGGCGAUAGUGAAGCCUAUAAAGCGGGCGUUUCGAAGGUGGUUCGGUUCGAGUCUAGUUCGAAAGCCGAUCAGUGCCAUGUGGACACAAAGUACACGUGCAAGGUGGACAAUACGGUGCUCGAAACGUUCGAGCCGAUACCAUACGUCGAUGAAGAUCUGCCGGUGGUAACUGCUCCGCGGCCGACAGUAACCGAGCGCGUGAAGCGUUUCGAAUCGUUUGCAACCCGCUCGACCGGUACUCCCGCUAUUGUCACAAAUGGUCACCACGGAGCAAGCGCUAACGGUCAGUCUGCAAUUAACUCAACGCCGUUAGUGGUGCCUCUGAAACCGAUUCCUAUGCAGCGACACCUCGCGAAGGAACCGGAGGCGCUGGCGGAAGCGAUCAACUCGGUGGUGGUUAAUCGGGAGAUGGUGAAGCGAGGUCGGUUGGACAAAAGCUACAGUACGCCGGCGUACGAUGAUGAGCUCGGUGACAUUCCUCCAGCGAUCGAACCACGCAAAGAACAUCUCCUAAAGGCACCCCCGGUUCCACCUCCACGUCCGAAGCGCACUCUGGAAACCCUCAGUGCGCCAAUUCCGGAAAAACCUCCACCAACCACGCUGACAUCGUGGGAAGCUACACCCUUUUCGACGGAACCCGGCUUUGUGUCCUCCCUAAGCAAUACGCACGAUAACCGGGACGAUAAUUCGAACAAAUCUAAACUGGCCAACGUGAUCGACCUAAAGCAGAACCGAACACAGCCACCACCGUUGACGAUCGUGUCCGCGACGCCUCCGAAACCGGCCGAACGCAAUAGCAACACCAGCACGCCAACCGCCACAAACCCGGCACCGCCAAUACCGGCCUCUAGGCCAUCGAUUCCUCCCCCCACGCCAACCGUACCGAGCGUUGCCACCGAUGCGUCGUCCUCCUCGGAACUGCUAACUCCAAACAAAACGAAAAGCCUCACGUUGAAGAAGAAACACUCACUGCUCUCAAAGCGUCGCAAUGUAUCGCUGAAGACGCUGUGCGUCAGCGACAUUCAGGGCCACCUGUACCGACGGACGAAGGACCGUAGCGGCGUUUCGUACUGGGCCAAAUACUAUUUCGUGCUCAUCGAAACAACCCUGUACGGGUUCCGCAGCAAGGAGGCACCGAAGGCCAACAGUAUGAUCUUCCUGGCCGGGUUUACGAUAUCGCCGGCAAAAGAAGUCCAUUCGCGGCCACACGCCUUCAAGGUUUACCAUCCGAACAAAACGUUCUACUUUGCGGCCGAAACGCAGGAAGCGCUCGUCCAGUGGAUGGAGUACAUCAAGCAGGCCACCCUAAAGGGUAGCACUGGUGGGGCCACGGGUGGCAGUGCGACCGGUACCGAGCACAACGUGCGGGAACUUUUCUCCGAAACGGAUAGUUCCGACGAUGAACUCGGAUUGAUGGAUAGUACAACGAAACUGAAUCUUCUGUGCACGCCCUCUCCGCAGCUGUCAUCGUCGCACUCGUUGACUAGUGGGCACCACGAAGGCGGCACUCCAACGUCGUCCACCAAGCAUGACACUCGGUACCAUCUGAACUUUGGUUCGUUGAAGAAAUUUACCAAAAUCGGAUCGGAUGCCUCCGGUGGUGUCGGUGGGAACGGUGCAACGCCCACGUCGUCGAGUGGUAACGGCGGCGAGGGAAGCAAGUUUUUUGGCUUUUUCUCAUCGCAUCGCAGCGUGGAGAAGAGCAACUCGAGUGAAAUGCCUGUACCAACGUCACAGUUUAAAAGCUACCGCAAAGUGCCCGGCGCAAGUGGACUCCAAAUCGGAACAGCAUCGAACGAUGGUUACCUGUUACCAUCGCUGCUCGGUGGCACGGUUAGCGGCGCCGGUCUCGACGGUAGCAUGAGUGUGAGCAAUCUGUCACUUGCAUCGGUCAAUGGUACGCGGGAGCAGCCAGUGGUUGGCGAAAAAUUGGUCCCACCGCCGGCCCCACCACCCCGACCGACAACUCCUGGGUCACCGAAGCCAAGCCUAAACGUACCGCCGAUUUGCGUCAUCCGUGAACCACCGGCCACCCCGAAGGCAACUAUCAGUGAGGCGGCGGAGCUGUUGAAUCGGGCCCAGAAAUCGAAACGCAUCUCACCGCACAACUACAUCCACGCUUCGAACCCGAACCUGGUGGAGUUUGAUUUUCAAACGUCGAAAGCAAUGGACUUUUCGGUGCCGAAGAUACACGCCGGCAACACGUGGGACACGAGCACUCACUCGCACAGCAACCUGCAAUCGAUGAUUACGCUGAAGGACCUGAUGCUGCAAAAGCAGGCAGAGGAGGCCCAGGAUAUGUACAAUAAGCGGGUCUGCCUUGGGGUUGAAAAGCUUGAUGAACGCGGAAAGAAAAGCUUGGCUGCGGCACAAGAAGCCACACAGGCUGCGGGAGGGGCGGCAGGUGGUUCUCCGGCACCAAUCAUCCCGGAAGCGGUCAACAAGAUUCAACGGCGUCAGCUUCCGAUAACGCCCGACUACGCGCAAAGCUUCAAGCUGGAUGACGAAGACAUCCUGUACACGCGCAGCAAGGAGGGUCAAAAGUUGCGCGAUUUUGGCUACGAAAUGAUUUCCGGGGACGAUGCGUUCGAUCAGCGUAACAGAACGAACCGCACAUUCGGCGGAAGUGGCUCCGUUGGUGGCGCGAAUAGUAGUGGCAGUUUGUUCGGAACCAAUGGGAACAGCACCAGCGGAACCGGAGGCAGCGGUGGCGGAGGUUCGAUUAAGAAGAAAACUUUCAACUGGAUAAACUCCGACCGGAAGGGAGACACUUCGGCGGGUGAUGGUGGCACAGCGAGCGGAAGUGGAAUCGGUGGUCACACGAUGAACGCAUCAUCUUCCUCGGGUGGCGCCUCGUCGACAGCAUCGGGAGGAGCUUCGUUGGCGUCGACUUCCCUUUCGCUGCGGGACAGUUUCAAACGAAGCAAAAACAAAGCGGUCAUUGCCCGGCUCGACAACAUUAAAGCGAGCAGUGAGAAGCUGUUCCAGUUCAAACAGACGAGCAGUGCCGCCGGCGGUAGCAACAACAAUAACGACAAGGAAUCGUUGAAGACCAAGCAACUGGAUAAACCGGGUGCGCCCGGGGCUCUGGUGAAUCUGAAUCUGAAACACCAAUCACCACAAACGACGCCCUUUGGCGUUGUAGGGAAAAAGAACAGUAACGAACUGCACGCGGCUCUCGAACACCAUUCGUCGUUGCUGUUUCAACAAGGGUUGGCGAUGGGAGGUGUUGGUUCCACCGGAGCCGGCAUCAAGAAGUCCAACACGUGCAAUAGUUCGUCGGAUUUUAAGGAAAACUCUAGCAAGCUACAAAAUAUGCGAAAAAAUUCAGCUCCCGAACGCACCUCGACAGCGGCAGUGGGCAGCAGCAAUGGUGGUGGCAGUGGUGGGUCCAGCGGAAGCACCACUUCCUACUUCACGAACCUUUCCUUUGGACGCUCGAAAACGACGAAAGAGAAAAAGUGGCUCGCGUCGCCGCGGCUGCAUCGGGCAAUCUUCGGUAAAAACCAUCACGCGAACGAUCAUCAGCCGACCGUCAUCGAUCACGAAGUUUUUUCACCGAUCUCCUACACAAAGACUUCCCCAGCUGCACAGUCAGCCAACGUCGAGACGUCGAUGACGGCCGGUGCAGGAAACGCAUCCAUCAUCAGCACAUCAUCCGCUUCCUCCGGUGCCGUACUAACGGCGGCCAACUUUGGUGCGAAUGGUGGAACCUCCCGUAACUCGCCCGACUACCCGAACAUGGAAUAUCCGCCGGUGUUUGAACCGGAAACGUAUUCGCUCAGCGAUCCCAGUACGAGCCAAACGUUGCUGAAACGACGACAGAACCAUCAUCAUCCUCACCAACCUCAUCAGCAGCAGCAUCACCACCAUCAGCAACAAAAAUGACGACGUUGUAAACGAUUGGCGACGGUUCGCGAACACGAAACGGGAUAGACCCACGAACGAUUCUUGGUGUACAGAGCACGGGGCAUGACCGCCGAAAGAGAACCUUUGGAGCCAUUUUUGAGCUAUCAGAAGCUCAAGAAUCCAUUAGGACCCCCAGCAAAACAUAGAACAACGCUUUAUUUAGCUUUUAGUAUCUCCCUAAAUCCCUCUUAGACGUUGGUUCGAAAUCAAUGUUUACGAGUAAAGUACCAGCCCGCGUUGAAAAGGGCAACUGGGAAUGGUCUCGCGUGCCAGGACAUGUGUCGAAUGAAGGGAAGUCGAUUUCUAGGUGGCCAUUUCGGAUGAUCGUGCAUGGCUGCAUUCGAAAAGAUGAUAUUGUACGUAAUGAUAGAAGGGCUUACAGGGAAUGUUUUGUACAAUCAGUUCGGAAUGCGAAUCAAUUCGGAGCAUAAGCAAAUAGUUUAAAUUGUGAUUUUAGCGCAUCCCUGUUCGAGAAUGUUUGGUGCGUUAGCUGUGGUUAGCGUUAAAUACGCCCGCUCCGCAUUGCGGUUGUUGUGAGCAUCGGUGUGUAGUAGUGAAUGGAAAAAAUUACCGAUAUUUUAAAUGAAAAACUUCUAUUUAAAGCGAAACCUACAACAAUGAAGCUCCAAAAGCGCAACCACAAACUAUAUUAACUUAUGAACCCGCGAAGUAGAGCAAUUUGAAUAUGAAACAAGCUAGAAAUGGUAGCUAGAAAACUGCGACCCUCUGUUGUAGCUGUUAUGUAGAAGUUCAACGAUGAGUGUACUAUCAAGUAAUUUUAGCUGCACACUUGCAAUGUAUCCAUACAUUCCCUAUGCUGUGCAAGAAUUGCAGCACCACCAUACCAGUAGUUCCUCUCCUAUCCAGGCCAACAGUAGUGCUGAUAACACCUAGCCUCCGGUGUCCGGUGCUGGAGUAUAAUGUUGGAGAGUGUUAUGCCAAUUCGCAUCGUUUAGCCUGUUUUCUGCACGACACAUGGAAUAAUAAUAAA
Molecule: messenger RNA, 6415 nt
Organism: Anopheles bellator
Lineage: Eukaryota; Metazoa; Arthropoda; Insecta; Diptera; Culicidae
Gene: cnk
Exons: 10
Coding region: 1-5403 (1800 amino acids)
Molecular function (GO): protein binding
Source: RefSeq, a predicted model, not a curated record